Molecule: messenger RNA, 1383 nt
Organism: Malassezia pachydermatis
Lineage: Eukaryota; Fungi; Basidiomycota; Malasseziomycetes; Malasseziales; Malasseziaceae
Product: mfs general substrate transporter
Exons: 1
Coding region: 1-1383 (460 amino acids)
Biological process (GO): transmembrane transport
Cellular component (GO): membrane
Molecular function (GO): transmembrane transporter activity
Source: RefSeq, a predicted model, not a curated record
AUGCAAUAUGCGGACCCUGGUGAAGGCAUUGCUUCUACUCUGAAACUGAAUAGCCAUGAUUACGCUGUUGCUCUUACCGUACUGUAUCCCACAUAUAUUGCAUUCGAAAUUCCCUCGAACCUUUUGAUCAAACGCGUUGGUGCAGGUAUUUGGAUUCCGGGUCUAGUUACUAUGUGGGGGAUUGUUGCUACCCUGCAAGGUCUUGUCCAGUCCAAGUACGGCCUGUAUAUCAAUCGGAUUUUCCUAGGUCUUACAGAAGCUGGUGUCUUACCCGGUAUUGCCGUCUACCUCACAUUCUUUUACAAGCCACGCGAGCUGCAGUUCCGUCAGGCCAUCUUCUUCACAGGUGCAUCACUGAGUGGUGCCUUCUCUGGCUUGCUGGCUACCGCGAUUCGUAAGAUGGAUGGUAUGCAAGGCCAGGAAGGAUGGCGCUGGGUAUUUUACUUGGAAGGAAUUUUCACAGUUCUUGCCGGUGUAUGCUGCUUUUUCCUGUUACCGAGUACGAUUGAAAAAUGCUGGGUCUUGAACCCGACAGAAAAACGCCUCAUGACUGAGCGCUUGAACAUAACACGCCAUAUUUUCCGAGAGCGUCCUGAGUUGAAGGAUAAGGUGGAGACCACGUACAGCGAAUAUUACCACUCAAAGGAAUUCGACUACUCAGAGUUGUGGCGCCAAGAAAUUAAGCGGACUUUCCUGGACCCUGCAAUUUGGCUCAUUUGCGUGUCGGGCUUCUGCAUUGCCCUGGUAGUAUACUCCAUUGCCUACUUUGCCCCCACAGUCGUUCAAGAAAUCAACACGUACUCGCCUGUUCGUUCAAUGCUGAUGUCUUGUCCGCCCUUUGCUGUGGCUUUCGUUUACAGUGUGGCUAUUGCGGUUGUCUCUGACCUGUUCCAACUGCGUAUUCUUACUGCUCUGCCGGGUCAGGCGCUUAGCUUGAUUGGCUAUGUCGUAAUGUAUGCUUGCAAGGACCCCAUGACUCGCUACGGUGGUUUGAUUAUGGCCACGGCUGGUGCGUACUCUGUCCCUCCUGCUCUCUUUUCGUGGAUAGCCAACAACUCCUCCGGUCAUUACAAGCGCGCCACAGGCUUGGCAACUCUUAUCAUCUUUACCAACAGUGGUGGUCUUUUGUCGUCGUGGCUUUUCCCUGCCGAGGAGGCAAAGACACGAUACAAGCGUGGAACACUGGUCAUCCUCUCUCUUCAAGCUUUGGGAGUCCUUGUUGCUAUCCUGAUCGAGGCAUAUUACCUGUACGAACGCAGGAUGCGAGCCAUUGGUAAGCGCGAUCACCGUGUAUUAAAGCGACGUGGACAACACAACUGGACAGAUGACGAAAUCCGCGCAUAUCUGGGCGAUAGUCACCCUGAGUAUCAGCUGGAAUUGUAA